Molecule: messenger RNA, 1005 nt
Organism: Thermochaetoides thermophila DSM 1495
Lineage: Eukaryota; Fungi; Ascomycota; Sordariomycetes; Sordariales; Chaetomiaceae
Product: putative rho guanyl-nucleotide exchange factor
Exons: 4
Coding region: 1-1005 (334 amino acids)
Molecular function (GO): guanyl-nucleotide exchange factor activity
Source: RefSeq, a predicted model, not a curated record
AUGCUUUCGUCUAUUGCUAGACUGACGCCGCCAGGCAUACAUCAUCUUCUGCAGGAUAUCAGCUUGAGAAACUGCUCACAGAUCCCUUGUUCCAAGGGCAAGCAUUCUGUGAUGGUGUCGGGGGAUGAUCAUCGAAAUUAUCGUCAAGAUGAGGAAACUCAACAAUGCAGAAUCGAAGGGCCCGAAGUCUCUGAGGAGUCUUCGCCACAACAUUCUGAGAGGACAGCCCAGGCCCAUGGCUCAACACAUCUGAGGCCGUUCCAAACAUGGGUUAAGAAAUUGCAUAAACGCUCAGAACGCCGUCAACACAGGAGAAGUUGCGAAGAAGGAGAAGCUCCAUUGACUGUUCUUCCUCCUAAUAUUGCCGCUCACCGCAGCCUUUCCUCAGAGUCAUCAUCCUGCUACGUCGACAGAGUUCACUCGGCUAGCUUAUCUGCGAGCGCUCUGAGCUUCUUUUCUAGGUCUCGCCAGAGUGCUACUCGGAUAUCAUAUGGCCAGGAGAAAAUAAAUCGAAGCAGCCGCACAUCCGGCCCUGAGGGACAGACCUCCGAAGAUAGCGUUUCUCUUGACUAUCUGGUGUCUCUCGAGCCAGCUGUCAUUAAGCGUGCCUUCCAGAGACGUCGGAUUUUGGAGGAACUCAUCAAUACCGAGGAAAGCUACAUCGGAGACGUUAAGUUCUUGAGCAGCGUCUACGUCAACUUUCUGGCCUCUUCUCCCACCGCAAAAGUUGGCCUACGAUAUUCAGUAAACCGAAACCUUGCUGAUCUUUUGGAGCUCCAUGAAGAGAUAUUGAAAGAGUUGCGUGACGUUGUUCCGCACCCCGAGACUGCAUCUGCGGCUCAGCUGCGCCCUCUGCAAUCCAUUUCAGAACCCCGGAUGGCCGCUGAGGUCUCCCGAGUGUUCCUUAAAAGAAUCGAUCGAUUUUUCAUCUAUGAAGAAUACUGUGCUAAAUACGAGCUUAUAGUCAAGGAUGUUGGCAUGGCAUCUCGGGCCUUUAGCGGUUGA